Terrapene triunguis (Three-toed box turtle) is the source of this 1597-nucleotide messenger RNA. RefSeq names its product coiled-coil domain containing 137 (gene CCDC137). The record is from RefSeq and is a predicted model, not a curated record. The coding region runs from base 47 to 829 and encodes 260 amino acids. The transcript has 6 exons. Lineage: Eukaryota; Metazoa; Chordata; Testudines; Emydidae.
UCAGGCACGAGGAGGCGCACGUGGGCGCAGGCGGCUCCCAGGCCCGAUGGGCAAACAGCCGCCGCCGGGUCCGUCGGGCCGCGGUGCUCGGGGGGAGCCGCGCAAGGGCAGCCAAGAGAAAAAGAAAACCAACUCAAAGCCCAAACAUCUUGAUGAGCAGGAAAUCCCCUAUCGGCUCCGGGAGCUCAUGAAGAGCAGAGAGGAGAUGAAAAACCCCAAGAGCAAGAAGAGAAGGAAAGCAGUGAGCAAAAGGAAGCCUGCGGCCCCAGAUCCCGCAGCCCAGGGCGAUAUUCCCGUGCCCAAGUUCAAGAGGCGGAAGCAAGAGUCGGUGUCGGCUUACAUCCAGCGCAUGGAGCAGGAGACCCAGCAUGUCCUGUUUCUUACCAAAAACCAGCUGCAGCGCGAGCCUGAGACUGAGGAGCCGGCCCCGGCGAAGUCACAGAAGAAGAAGGAAUUUCAGAAUAAACGACUGGAGAAAAUGCGAAAGAAGCGAGAGGAGAAGAAAGCAGCGAUGCUGGAGAAGACCUUGUUCCAAGAUCCAGUCCAGUUUGGCGAGGUCGCCAUGCAGCCGCCAGCGCUUACCGUGAAGCCCAGAAAGGGGGCAAUCAAAGAGAAGGCUGGUCCGAGGCAGCUCCUGCUGACAGCUCUUCUGGCUCCCGGCCACGCGGCUCCUGCCCGCAAAGCUGCCCCCAUGUCCCUCGCUCGCCAGCGCAUCGUGGAGGAGGAGCGGGAGAGGGUCAUCCAGGCCUACAGGAACCUAAAGAAACGCAGACAGCAGCAGGCGCCUGAGAGCUGCCUCGCGGGGGACAAGCAGGAGACGCCAGUCUGAGCCCUCGGGCAGCCAGUGCCGUCCUGGGGAGGAGACGGACAUGGCUUUGGUCUCUCAGUACAUGGGGGGAUGCUGAUGUGGUGAGAGGUGUCCUCAGGUGUUCCAGGGAUCUGCUGUAGAGGGAGGAGCCCUCCCCAGUCAGUCUGACUGAGUCACCAGGACACAGGCCCACGAGGGCAGGAUCUCACAGCCCCUCCCUCAGUGUGUGGAGCACAAGGCUCUUAGCCAAGCACCGACAGCAGCCAGCCCCUCACCUGGUGCAACAUGCUGCAUCAGGCCCCAGAACUCUGCUCUGCCCCCCUCCUGCCGGAGCAGAACCACCUGUGACGGGAGGGUGCAGGUCACUCCAGCCCCCGGACCCAGUCUUUGGGAUCCGCUCCUUGUCGCUCGCAGGCCCAGCCCAGAGGCGACACCGUGUUAGCGGCAGGAGGCAGGCACGGCGCCAUGGCUUGGGCUCUGUGCGGAAGGAAGGGUAAAGGGAGGUGCUGGAAACGCCCAUUCGUGGCCAUAUAUCCCUGCUGCUCUCCGAGUGCCGCCUGCCUUCUCGGCCGGGGGAGCUCACUGGGCCGGGUCCCAGAGGUGCCGAAGCCGCUGAUAUGAAACACUCGCGCUGAGCUGCCUGUUUGUGUCCCUGAGCACCUCACCCUCACCGGGCACACGCAGGGCAGGCCCCCGGGGUGGCUGCAGAGCCGGCAGGCUGCUCCUGCCAGCCGCAGCGUGGGGGUGUUUGCUCCUUCAGCCAAACUGAAUAAACAGCAGGAAAACGAA